AUGUCAAAUUUUAAGAGGAACUUUGCUCAAGUUAAAACUGCUUGUGGUGGAGGCACCCGUAAAAUUCAGGUUAAAAAAACCGCUUCUAAAGAAGAUCUUAUUAAAUUAGGAAUUGAACUAUUUUUUCCUGAUGGUCAAUCUUCUAAAGGAAAAUUAACAAACUUUAAUAUAGAUUUAGCAGAUUUUAAACGAGAUAUUAUCCCAAAAGAAGUUACCAUUGAAGAAUUGUUUCAAAAAUCCAAGUUGUCUCGAUUAAGAGUUUAUCUGUAUACAAAAGAAAAAUGCAGUACAAUCAAUUCUACUGAAACAACAUCUCAAACUUUUACUCUUGAAGACAGUAAUUCCAGUGAAGAUUUAUACAAAGGUUUAAUAAUAGAUAAUUUGAAUACAAUAACUUCUACCGAAACAACACCUCAAACUUUUACUCCUGAAGACGGCAGUUCCAGUAAGGAUUUAUACAAAGAUUUAACGUCAGAUAAUUUAAGUACAGAUAUAUAUUUUUCGCAAGAUGAUAUUAUUCUAGUUACCGAUGAAUUUUCUGUAACUCAACAUGGAACUGUUGACCCCAUUCAAACUUAUAUGGUAAAUGAAAUACCAAACAAUAGCGCAUUGCUUCAAAAUAAAAUAACAAAUUCUGAACCGAGUGCGGAAGAUCAAUUUCAAUUUACUUCGGAAGAUGUAUUUGUGCACAGAGGCCAGGUUUUUAAAGAGCUUACUGAGGCAUUUAUACAUCGAAAUUUAAACAAAAAACGUUUUAAAAUGCGCAUGAUCUUACCAAAUGGAAGUGAAGAAAUGGGUGAAGAUAUAGGAGGAGUUUUUAGAGAAACGUUAUCGGAGUACUGGAGUUCUUUUUUUGAACGAUUUACAGUUGGUACUAAUAAUAAGGUACCAUUAAUAAGACACGACAUGAAUUCAAAAAAAUGGAAAGCUGUCGCAGAAGUUCUUUAUAAUGGGUGGAUUUUAGAAAAAUAUUUUCCAUUGCAGUUGGCAAAAUGUUUUCUUGAAAUGUGUAUUUUAGAAGAAGUCCGAAGUGAUUUAACAGAGUGUUAUUUAAAUUUUAUAAGUAAUAAUGAAAAAGAAGUCAUAGAACGAGCAUUGAAUAAUUUUGAGGAUGUUGACAAAGACGAAUUGCUUGAAGUAAUGGAAAAUAUCGAAUGCAACAUUGCUCACUGGAGACGACAAUCUAAUAGGAAAUCAAAAAAUAACAUAUGGCUUCUUAAAAAGAUUUUUAAGAGAAUCUUCACGAGAGAUGUUGUAAAAGCUGUGUCUUUUAAUGACACGACUGGUUUUGGAAAAACGCCUCAAGCACAAAUCUCUUCGUUUUCUUUAAAAAUACCAGAAUAUGAGAGUUAUCCUAAACUUCGAUCAUAA
This is a messenger RNA of Brassicogethes aeneus, 1371 nucleotides long. The record is from the annotation of a GenBank genome assembly. Lineage: Eukaryota; Metazoa; Arthropoda; Insecta; Coleoptera; Nitidulidae.